Molecule: messenger RNA, 3285 nt
Organism: Kalmanozyma brasiliensis GHG001
Lineage: Eukaryota; Fungi; Basidiomycota; Ustilaginomycetes; Ustilaginales
Product: Sel1-like protein
Exons: 1
Coding region: 1-3285 (1094 amino acids)
Molecular function (GO): protein binding
Source: RefSeq, a predicted model, not a curated record
AUGGCCGCUCCGGCUUCGUCGGCCUAUGCCUUCCAUCAUCGCUUCGAUGCUGCACAGGGAAAGGAUGCAUCCGCCUCCGCUGGGCCCCUUCCCAACCCACACGAAACGGAGCACCUCGAGUAUCCCGACCUCGAUGCUGGUCAAUUCUACUCUUCAGCGGCAACACAUUCCGUGCCAGCAACCACUGCUUCUCAGCUUCCCGACUUCCCCGAGUUCAAGAGCUUCGACUCCAAAUCCGAGCUCUUCUCCACCACCAACUCCAACAACAACUUCUUCCAACAGUAUGCACCUCCAUCGGUGGCUUCAGCUGCGCUGGUAGAGCCGCAAUCAGCUCAGAUCGAGGGUGAACCCGAACCGGACCAGUCCGCCAUCUCCUCUGCAUCAGCAUUUCACGACGACGCGCCAACACAGCCCGCCUCCGCGGUUCAGCAGGGCCACCUUGCUUCCGCGCCACUUCAGUCGAUAGAAUCGCAACCAGCGGCUAGGAGCGGCGACUCUUCUUUGCAACAUCGGCCACUACAGGGAUACCCGUCGACGGAGUCGCAACCGCAGCUCGAGCGUCACUUCUCCUCUGCGAGCUCGUACGUCCAGCAGCCUUCCAUCCAAAGCGCCAGCCACGACUCGCAAUUAUCUGCCAACCGCAGUCCACUGCCCAAACCUCCUACGUUGCCCAACUCUCCCCCCACACAGCCCUCACAAGUCAACGGAGCGCCCUAUCAACCAGUCAUGCCUCCGCAGAGCCCUCCAGCUCCGCGUGCGCCGCAACUGGCUUCCAACUUCUCACCCGUGCGAGCACCAGCCCCACAAAAGGCGCUGCCUCAAUCUCCUCCCAGCGCUCUCAACAUGGCCGCACUCAACAUCAAUGGUGGAGAGCGUUCCAGCAACCAAAAUUCACCUGCACAAUCAAAUCUGCCUCGUGACAUCAACGGUGACCCCAUCCGACUCAGCACCUUCCCCGGAAUGCAAAUGCCUCCUGCUGCAGGCCUCAACGCAAACGGUCAUCAGGCGCCCGUUCCUGCGAGUGUGCUCAACGACGAUGACGGCUUCUACCAGGAUCAACAGCAUCUCAACCAGACCAAUGGCGCGGGCUUGCCUCAGCAACGCAAUCUCGACAACGUCACCGCAGGCGUUCGCCCCUCGUCCUUCUUUGGCGUCGAGGGCGACUCGAGUUCCAGCCUCGCACAGGAAUCGGCUUCCAUACCUACCACCGUCAGCGACGCGAGUGCACCUGGAACGCGCGGCUCUUCCUUCCGCAAUGACCCAGCACCGCGUGGUAUCUCCACUGCCGCAGGCGGCACUGGAAACGGGCCUAUGCCCUCAUCCAGCGGUGGAUUCGGAGGUCUGGGUCCCGCAGGCGCAACUCGUCCCGCAAGCAUUGCGCCUUCUGUCGCCAGCGGCCCUUUGCUCGACCACAGCCAUCUCAAGGUCGGCCAGAAGGCAUCUUUGCUCAGCCACGGAAAGACGCUCGAGCUGUAUCGACUGAACGCCAAGAAGACCAACGACCCCAAUCUCAUCUAUGAGCUGGCCGUCUUCAUGGUAGACGCUGCCAAGACCAUGGGUACCGAAGAGGACGGUGCGGCCCCCGUCGCUGCUGUCAACGGGCCCAACAAGGUCGAGACACAGAAGGAGGAGCUCAUGAAGGAGGCCACCGGACUGCUCAAAAAGAUUGCCGACCGAGGUCAUCCCGACGCGCAAUACUUCCUGGCCGACUGCUACGCCAAUGGCAUCGGCACACGCACAGGCAAGCAAGAUUUCGGCCAGGCCUACACCUACUUUGUCCUCGCCGCCAAGCACGGUCACCCAGAUGCCGCCUACCGUGCCGGCACCUGCUACGAGAAGGGAUGGGGCUGUCGAAAGGAUGCGGGCAAGGCGCUCCAGUUCUACCGCAAGUCGGCCGCGCAGAAUCAUCCCGGAUCCAUGUAUCGACUCGCCACUGCUGAGCUGAACGGCGAAUUGGGUCUUAAGAAGAACGCCAAGGAAGGCGUCAAGUGGCUCAAGCGCUCCGCCGAGGCUGCCACACCCGAGUUCCCGCACGCCCUCCACGAGCUCGCAUUGCUGCACGAGCGAGGUAUCGACAACGUGCUCUUUGUCGACCCCGAAUACAGCUGCGAGCUGCUCGCGCAAGCGGGCGAGAUGGGCUAUGCGCCUAGUGCCUACAAGCUCGGCGUCAACUACGAGUACGGACGCAUGGGCUGCCCCCAGGACGGCGGUCUCAGUAUCCACAUGUACAACAUUGCCGCGCAGCAGAACCAUAAGGAGGCCUGCUUCGCCCUCACUGCCUGGUACCUCGUCGGUGCACCCGGCAUCUUGCCACAAUCGGACACCGAAGCCUAUCUGUGGGCCAAGAAGGCAGCCGAGCAGGGUCUCGCCAAAGCUGAGUACGCUGUCGGCUACUUUACGGAGAUGGGGAUCGGGACCGUCAAGGACCUCGCCGAGGCCAGAGCGUGGUACAAGAGAGCCGGCGACCACGGUGACAAGCGUGCCAACCAGCGUAUUGCAGCGCUGCAGGGCGUUCGCGGCGGGCCGGUCGGUCUCGCGGGCGUUGGUGCAGGAGCAGGACAGGCGCCAGUCAACCGACAACAGCAGCGACUGGAGCAGAGGCAGGAGCAGCGCGAAAGUAUGCACGAGUUUGGCCGAAGCGCGCAACCCACGUCGGCACCCUUCCCUGCCUCGACGGGACCCAACACGCAGCAGAGCUAUCCCUCGCCGCUCGCCAUGCGAGAGGCUCAGACGGCGCAGCGAGAACAGCAGUACCUCGCCAAUGUGGCGGCCAACGAGCGAGCUCAGGCGCGUGCCAUGCUGCGACACUCUCCUUCGCAGCCGGAGAUGAACUCGCCCGUCUUUGCAAUUCCUUCGCCCUCGAUGGGUCUGCCUCGUCCACCGCCCAUGCCUCAGCAGCAGCAGCAGCAGCAGCCCCAUCAGCCACAGCCUCCACAGGGAGGCCUAGGCUCGCCGCCCGUACCCUUCUCGCAACCGCAGGCGUACCCAUCCUAUCCGAUGGCCGCCAGCGCGGCACCCUCGCAAUCGCCUAUCAGCGGUCCUGCGCAGAUGCACAACCCGAUGUUCCCUGCUUCUGGUCCACCAGGACCUCCCGGGCCUCACUUUGCAGCGCGACCUGGUAUGGCCGGCGCCGGUCCUGGUGCCUUUGGCCCGCCUGGUGGUCCCGGUUUCGGUGGCCCAGGCUCGGCGAUGCCUACUCCCCCUGGACCUAGCCCGCCUGCGCAAGGUGAUGCUGGCAAGGAGGACGACAAGAAAAAGAAGAAGGGCUGGUUCAGUCGAUCGUAG